This is a messenger RNA of Trichomycterus rosablanca, 1770 nucleotides long. It is a transcript of the gene grhl3, whose product is annotated as grainyhead-like transcription factor 3. Gene Ontology annotation, biological process: regulation of transcription by RNA polymerase II. The record is from RefSeq and is a predicted model, not a curated record. Gene Ontology annotation, molecular function: RNA polymerase II cis-regulatory region sequence-specific DNA binding; DNA-binding transcription activator activity, RNA polymerase II-specific. Bases 1 to 1665 code for a protein of 554 amino acids. NCBI's taxonomy places the organism in Eukaryota, Metazoa, Chordata, Actinopteri, Siluriformes, Trichomycteridae. Gene Ontology annotation, cellular component: nucleus. The transcript has 15 exons.
AUGACCAAAGAGAUCGAGACUCUGAUGACUUUGCAGAACGAGAGCUUUAACUAUUCAUGCUAUCCUGAAAGUUAUAUCAUGGACUCCUGGAACUACUUGGACAUUAACGAGAGCAGCAAGACUGUCUUCCAUGAUGCUGUUAAGAUUUCAAAAGAUCAGAAGACAUCCUGUUCACAGGGAAACACUGCAUUCAAACCAAUGGAUAGGACAUCCAAUGGCUCAUCUCCGGAGCUGACGACGCUACAGAACACCCACAUCAUGAAGCUGCUGUCUGAGAACAUUUCCUCCAACCAAUUGCAAGUCACCAAACAGAUGUCUCCUGGAGGGACCAGCUACGUCCAAGCCGUCGCAGGCGACAGCUACGACAAGCAAGUCAUCAACAACAUUUUUGAUUCUCUUCUGACCAACUCUAAUCAAAAACUGUGGAGUUCUGAUGCCUACACGGACAACAACACUGAAGCUCUGGGAUACAAUGACUUUGCGGGCCACUCAAGUCCUGAUUACUCCGAUUCCUACUCAAACUCUCCUCCCGAGACAUUCAGGAAUGAUUUCCAGUUCAUCCUUGGAGCGCCACAAGCUUUCCAAACCAAGACUACCGAAUUGCCCAUGGUGUACCUGAACAAGGGCCAGUUCUACCCCAUCACUUUGCAGGGAGUGGAAAAAAGUGCUGGGAUCCCAUGCAGCAAAGUAAAGACGGUAAUCAUGGCGGUGUUCGACAAUGAGAAAAGUCCAGAGAUGCAGCUGAAAUAUUGGAAUCACUGGCACGCACGGCAGCCAACCGCUAAGCAAAGGGUCAUUGAUAUUGCCGAUUACAAAGAAGUCUUCAGUGGCAUCAGCAACGUAGACGAAGUCGCUUUCAACGCCUUAUCCUUCAUCUGGAACACCAAUGAAGAGGCGAAGGUGCACAUCGGCAUCAAUUCCCUCAGCACGGACUUCUCCUCCCAGAAGGGUGUUAAAGGCGUCCCUCUCCACCUGCAGAUCGAUACGUAUGACUUCAGCUCUGGUACCAACCGCCUCAUACACCGAGCUGCCUGCCAGGUCAAGAUCUUCUGCGAUAAGGGAGCGGAGAGGAAAAUGCGAGAUGAAGAACGUAAACGGUCCAAGAGGAGAACCAAAAACAGCGCCGACUCCACCAAUAACGGCUCGGCUAAACAGACCCUGAUUUCGAGCUCCAUCGGGAAGGACUGCACCUUCUUAAAGGUGCUGGAGGACCACGUCACACAGCCUGUGCUGUUCAUCCCCGAGACGCACUACAGCACCAUACAGCGCUUGAUCCCCCCAACCAGCUCAGACGACGGCGAGAGGAGCUCGUUAAAGCGCGUGGGCUUCUUCCCGGACUCGGCCGAGCAGUCGGGUUCACCUCCCAGCAAACAGGCACGCAAGGACGAGCAAAGAGUCCUUCUGUACGUUCGUCAAGAGUCCGAAGAAGUAUUCGAUGCCCUCAUGCUGAGCUCGCCCACCCUGAAAGGACUGCGACAAGCGAUUUCCGAAAAGUACGGCCUGCUCGAAGACGCCAUCGGGAAAAUCUUCAAGAAAUGCAAACGAGGAAUUUUUAUCAACAUGGACGAUAACAUAAUCGAACACUACAGCAAUCACUCGGCCUUCCUCAUCGAGAUCUCCAAAGACAUGGUCAAUCAGUUCCAGAUCACGCUCAUGGAAUUAUGAGUAAAGUCUUCCUCCAGCAACACAACUUUUGCCCCUUCAAGUCCUGUAGGCGCCAACCUGCCGAUCAGAAAGCACUGCCCGCUCUCAAGAGAGAGUCUAACAUGA